AUGACGGGACGAGAACGCCCUGGCCGCGCCCUUCGAGAAGCUUUGGCUGGAGGCCCCGGCCCUUGCGGGCCGCUGGCCGAGGAGGAUCUCCGGCACCUGCAGCGCCGCGCCUCUCCUGGAUGCGUCGCUGCCGCAAAGAGCUUCUACUGCGACCGAGUGGAUCGUGCAAGGGCUGUGGCCGGAAGGACACCGCAUCAGCAUCACAUGAGAGCGAAGAUCCAAGGCGAGAGGUUUGAACGGUCCGUCCCGACCAAUUCAGCCCGCAGCGAAAAGCAGGAAGAAGCUUUCGAAGCCAAAGCACCAAAGCACCUCCCAAAUCCCUCCCUCAAUGCGGCGGCGCAUGGCCCGGGCCCUGGCUCUGAGGAGCCAGAGGUCGGAGCUCCGGAGGUGUCGCUUGAGAGCGGCAGUACAUCUGAGGCGCAGCACUUUGAACACUGGCAGAGCUCUCGAGCGCCAGAGGAGGCCCCGCGACUUCGAAAGCGCCAGAAGAGGCUCCAAGAGGCGAGCUCUUUUACCCUCGUCCCUCGCUUUCGCCUGGCCGCCGUGUCUGAGGAGUUCCAGGACGGAGAGUCGACACAGAUCCUGGCUGUGGCAGCUGCGACGCAGGACCAGGUGGGCACGCCGGGCGUCGCCGUCCUCACGCGCCGAUCUCUCGAGCUCUGGCAGGAAGAUCCGGUCUGCUGGCAUCAGACUGAGGCGUUGAAGGUCCCAGUGCCAGCGGAUGCCAUCGCGAGUAUGGCUUUCGACAGGACAGGCCGGCAGCUCUGGCUCGUGAUCUCUCCCCGAGAAGGUGGGCGAGGCAGCGCGCCCUCCUGUGCUCUCGAGACAAGGCUCUUCCACUGUACGGCCGGAGGCAACCUACGCCUGAAAGCGCGCCUUCGAGGGCCCUCUGCGCCACUUCUCGCAGGGCCGGCAGUGCUGCACCAGGUUGCUGCGGUUGCAGCUGCCGGUGCCGUCCACGUGCUGUCGUGGUCGGAAGAUGCAGCUGGCGGUACGCUUGGCGCCGAGUCCUUCACGCCAGCAUGGUGUGGCGGCUGCCGAGACAGUCCCCCUACGCCCACGAGCCUGCAAGCAUUGCCGGAUCAGCGGCUAGCAGUGGUCCUUCGCGGCGAGUUCGGUGGAGGUGAGCUCCAGCUUUACAGUGACGCGGGCGACUGCUUGGCCUUUGCCGACCUCGGCUCUUUUGGCUGCGUAGUGCCGCCCCAGGAUCCCUGCCCGGAGCCCGACCUGGCGGUGCUUCUGCUGCUCACAAGUCCCGCCGGAUGGCUACUGCACACAGCUCGCCUGUCACUGACUGCCGGCUCUGCCGGGCCAGCAAAGCUGCAGCUGCGCCAAGUGUCCAGCACGCCUGGAGAUGUGGAGGGCUUGGCCGUGGAUGCCAUCUCGGAAGGACUGGUGGCUUAUCGUGCAGGGGGCGUCCCCUGGCUGCUCGAUUGGCAGCAGAAAUCCACGCAGGCCCUGCCGUACGGCUGGCGGCCCCUCGUCGUCUCCUGCGGCUUGCUGAUCCUCGGUCGCGAAGUGGAAGCAGCGGGAGAGACCCCGACGGCCGCACCGGCUGAAGAGCUUUGUGGUGCCAGGGCGGUGACGAAUGUGCAGACGGAGCUGCGCAGCUUCAAGGAGGCAGCUCUCGCUUACCUCAUCCUGGCGCACGACAAGUUCGUCCAGGUUCGCCGCCUAGUUGCACGGCUGUUGCACCCAUCAGACGGACUGGCACUGGUGCACUUGGAUCAGAAGGUGGCGACGGAGAGCCAACUCGAGGACUUCCGGAGGUGGGCUGCCAGGUCCUUCGAGAAUGGGCGCGAGCGUGUGCGGAUCUUUAGCGAGUUCUCCGUGCACCGCGGCGGGCGAUCGAUGCUGGACGUGCAGCUGCGCGCCAUUGCGCUCCUCCUGGCCAGUCCCGUCGCCUGGGAGUACUACAUCAACCUCAGUGAUACGCAUUACCCAGCCGACGCCGCCAGCUGGUUCGCCUCCUAUCUUUGGCUUCACCGGGGCACCAAUUAUGCGAGGAUCACGUCCACGAAGUACUACGACCCAACGCUGCAAGGCGGCCGCCACGCGAGCUACUCGGGGCCCCGGGCCGAGGACGUCUACAUCGCCUGUGAUCGCUCCUUGGCCUUCGAAUGCGAAGGCCGACUCUUCUCCCUGACGCCAGGCGAGAAGUUCCCGGCGCUCUUCGCUGGAGUCACCUCUGCUUCGGGGCCGGAGUGGGUUAUUCUUAGCCGCUCCUUCCUGGAGUAUGUGGAUGAAGGCCUGAAAGAGGGCGCAAGCUUGGUCUCCAGGCUGUAUGACGACCUCGUCUCUCUCAGCAUUCCGGAGGAGAAGAGACCUUCUUUCAGACGCUGCUUCUCACGUCGCCCUUCUGCAACACCCUGUUGCGGCACGAGUUCCUGUAUCUGGACUUGUACGACGCUCCCUGGCGCACUUCGCCUCAGAGCGACUUUCCAUUCCAAAGUCCGAGGCGACUCAACGUCACCCACCUGCCAGAUAUCGCCAAAGAGAAGCCAUGGUUCGUGCGGAAGAUCGAUGCUGCGCAGCCGGGUUCUGCCGCCUUACGGGCGUCCCUGGAGGCUGCCAUCGCCCGCCGCAGCCGAGAUGGAAGGUGGCUCGCGGCCCGAAUCCCUCCGCCGCUAUCGCGCGCCCUUGGCAUUGAACUGCAGGGUGCCAAAUUCCAGCAUACGGUCGCCGUUUCGGCGCAGCUGGUGCCGAGAUGCAUGCGGGUCCGGCUCAUGGGAACUCCACAAGGAGGCCCCAGAAGCCCUUCACUGCGCCGCGCUCGGGCGGCGGGGUCCCUGCUUCUGA
Messenger RNA from Symbiodinium sp. CCMP2592, 2799 nucleotides. The record is from the annotation of a GenBank genome assembly. NCBI's taxonomy places the organism in Eukaryota, Dinophyceae, Suessiales, Symbiodiniaceae.